Gryllus bimaculatus (two-spotted cricket) is the source of this 3423-nucleotide messenger RNA. The record is from the annotation of a GenBank genome assembly. Lineage: Eukaryota; Metazoa; Arthropoda; Insecta; Orthoptera; Gryllidae.
AUGGCAGUAAUGCUGCUGUACGAUCCAGCUAUCCGUUUCCGGCCACGUUCAGGUGGAAAGCUGAGCUACGUCAAAAUGGAUUUUUGGUCAAUAUGGGCUUUAUUAUCAGCGUUAUUGGCUUGUGUAUAUUUUGCGGAUGGUGUAGAACUAACAUUUGAGUUACCUGAUAGCGCCAAGGAGUGCUUUUAUCAAGAAAUACAGAAAAAUGUUUCUGCUACUCUAGAAUUUCAGGUUGUGACAGGAGGCCAGUAUGAUGUUGAUGUUGUUCUUGAAGCUCCCAAUAAACAGAUUAUCUACAAAAAAGAAAUGGCACAGUUCGACAGCUACACAUUCACACCUGAAAUGACUGGUGUUUACAAAGCUUGUUUCAGCAAUGAAUUUUCCACUUUUUCACACAAACUGGUGUACAUGGAUUUUCAAGUUGGUGAUGAACAACCUUUGCCAGGAAUAGGAGAACACGUUACUGUUAUGACACAGAUGGAAACAUCAAGUCAAGAAAUCCAUAAAAGUUUAAAUUCUAUUAUUGACUAUCAGACACAUCAUCGGUUAAGAGAAGCUCAGGGAAGAAAAAGAGCAGAGGAAAUAAAUGAAAGAGUUAUGUGGUGGUCAAUAUUGGAGACAUUAGCUAUUCUUUUCAUAACUAUAGGACAAGAGCAGGAUAUUCCUAUUGAUAUACACACUAAUAAAUUGCUGGACUGGCUUGUUAGUAGGCGACAUGUAAAUCGCGAUUGGCAAACGCAUGUUUUGACGAUUAGAGCAAAAAUAAACAAUGCCAUUCAGGAUAUGCCAGUCCAUGAAGGAAUUGCAAAACUGCUUUCUGGAUCAUAUAUCAAUUAUUUUCACUGCAAAAAGAUAAUAGAAAUUCUCAGAGAAACUGAAGCUAGCAGCAGAAACAUAUUUGGAUCAUAUGGCUCUCAGCGCAUGAAGGAUUGGCAAGAAAUUGUAAAGCUUUAUGAGAAAGACAGUGUAUAUUUGGCAGAGGUUGCCCAGAUGUUGAUGAGGAAUGUUAAUUUUGAAGUUCCAAGCCUUAAAAAACAAAUUGCAAAAUGUGAGCAGUUACAGACAGAGUGUGAUAAACAAGUUCUUGAUUACCAGAAACGGUAUAAUUCUAUGCAAAAUGAAUUGAAAGUAUUAUUCAAGCAGUUGGGAAUAGAAGGAAAGAAAGUAAAGCAUGAACUAGUGGCAAGAUUGCAGGAAUUGCCUGACAUUUACGAUAAAGUAGCGGAAAAUGCAAAAUUGUUAUCUAAGGCUGUGGAUUAUUAUUCUGCGUUUGUGGUAUUAAUUACAGGUCAGGAACAUCCUGGUGGUUGUGUUUCAAUGCUGAAAUAUCUCAUUGAACAUGGAAACACUACAACGUAUGAAUGGACUUAUGGAGAAGCACCUAUAAAAAUUGAAGAACCACCACUAAUUGUUAAUUUAGAAGAUGAAAUUGAGAACAUUGAGAAUGACACUAUUGAUUUUGGUGAGGAUGAAGGUGGAAUAGACUUUGGAGAUGAUAAUGGUAAUGAGAUAGAUUUUGGUGAGAAUGUGAUAGAUGAAUCAGGGGACAUUGAUUGGGGCAAUUCAACAGAAGUUGAGUCAGCAGAAGUUAGUUCUGCCGAAGCACAAGAAAUAGAUUUUGAUAUAUCUCUGGAAGAAUCUGGAAUUGUUGUAGAGUCUGCUGGUAUGGAAGGUGGUGUCGCAAAAGAUUUCAAUGCAUACACUAUAUUGGAUAAUCCCAAAACCAGAAACAUGAUAAUUGAUGAUUUAAUGGAGCUUCAAGCAUUCUUGAAAAUGCGUCUUUUUGAUAUGAAAGGAGCGAAUGAUUUGAUAUCUAUGAGUCAAAUGCAAAGUGCUGAUACUAUUCUGCAGGUACAGACUUCUGAAAGUAUUCUGGCAAUGUUGGAUGUAGUUCAGGUGACUCUUGCCAACUUGACCAGCACUAGUGCACAAUACUUGCAUAACAUAAAACAUUCUGAACGAUUUGUUGAGCAUAUGGCUCACAAUGUAAAACAGAAAGAAUCUGUAAUGCAACGCUGUACGGAUUCACAAGAUGCUGCAAGAAAACGGAAGGUGGAAUUGCAAGAGGAGGCUAAGGCUUUGCAACCAAGAAUUGAGCAAGAUAUUUCAAAGCGAUACAAAAAUCGGCCUGUAAACAUCAUGGGUGGUGUGAAUAUGAUGUAAUAUGGAGAUAUACAUGAUUUAUAGAUGUUACAGAGUAAGAAAUUUCAUGCAAUUAAAUUGGUGAUUUCGAAAGGUUGGUGUUAUUUUUACCUACUGGAGAUCACCAGAGAAACAUGUCUGAAUGCAGGCUGCCAGGUAAAACUUGUGUUUUGAUUUUCCUUUUUAAAAGCAAUAUUUUGGCUACUGUACUGAAUUUUAUUGAUUAAUAUUAAAAAUGAUGUUGUAAUUGUCCUUUACUCUUUAACCUUCCUGUUAGUAUAUGGGAAUUGUACUAACAGAUUUACUGCUUUGAUAUUUUUAUGAAGAAUGGGUUGGUUAAACCCAGGUAGACAAUUUACUUAAAUACGACAAUAUCAUUACUUAACUUACAUUCUUGCUGCUCCAAAAUGUAUAUGAUUCUAAUUUUGAGUUAAGCUGUUCUUCUAACUUUGACCAUAAAAACAACAGUUAAUAUGAAAUUGCUUGAAAGUUAAGAGAAUCAUGCAAUUCACAACAUUUGAAUGACGUUCAGUGACGUUUGUUGAGCAGUUUCCUAACAUGUUUUACUGAAAUUAAGUAAAAUAAAACUCUUUCAUAAAUAUUUCAAAAUAUAAAUAAUUUUUUAAGUAGACAUGAUAAAAUCUUAUCUAAGACACUUCCCAGGUGACAUGGAAUAAUUCUGAUUUUACUCAACCGUAAGUAGUGAAGUAUUUUGAAGUUUUGAUAGGAAUUAUUAAUUAACAACUUUGUGAUUCUUACCAAAAAUGCAUAUAUAAUGUGAUUCAUGGAAUGUAAGACAAAAUCCACAUUAAAAAUCACAUCCUGUCUUGCAUUUGCCGAGUCAGGUAAAAAUUGUUUGAAAAUAAGUUUCUCAUUGUAUUAAUUUUUUAAGAUAGUCAUAUCUUCCUUAUUUAUUCCUAUAAGAAGAAAUUAAAAAUAUUCUGAAAAUUUGUUUUCCAACAACUAUGUAAUAGAACAUUAUGUGUGUGUUAACAUUUUUGACACAAGAGUAAGAAACUGGAAUUAAUUACAGAAACACACAAAACAUCUUUUUGUGUUUUGCACCAAACACAUCUGUGCGUGAUUAAAAAAACUUGUGAACUUGAAUGUUUCUAUCAAACUUUUCAUUUAUCUUUUCAGUUUAUUUGUGAUGUUUCUGAGAGAAUGGGGUUUAGUGUAAUGAAACAUUUUUUCAUAAAGUGAGGAGAACCAUAACAGCACAAGAUGAUUCAUCAAAAGAAUUCAAUGUGAUUUCUUUCCAACACAGUGUUUUCUUCACAU